Arctia plantaginis is the source of this 2007-nucleotide messenger RNA. NCBI's taxonomy places the organism in Eukaryota, Metazoa, Arthropoda, Insecta, Lepidoptera, Erebidae. The record is from the annotation of a GenBank genome assembly.
AUGUCAGCAGGCGUGUCAGAUCAGCGGAUGAAAGGGCAAGGGAACCAAGUGACAAAUGCACCGAAAGAGCAACAUUUAGAAAGUGGAGGUGACGAGUUGGCCGAGGUGUCAUGGCGCCACCAGCAGCAACCGUCAUAUGCACCACCCAUCUCGUCAGCAGCCGAUCCCUACAGCGUGGCAGGUUAUUACGGUACAACAGCACUUCCUUAUCAAGCUUUUGGAGUCGGGGAUGGGACAUGGUCCACCAAUGGAACAGACCCGAUGCCUUUCGGAGGAUACAAUCCUCACGAUUCUUAUGGAAUGGAUGGUAGUGUAUUUGGACCGUCAACAACGCCAUUCUCAACCGCAGCAUUUGGCCAACCGGCAUCUACUUUUAACUAUUUUCACGGCAACGGCGACUACUCUACUUGGGGUCAACUAGGUCGCGCGAAGCAGUAUGAUGAUUACAGUACAUACAGGGCCGAUGGCCUGUAUGUGCCCGACGGCAUCAAAGUGGUCGAAACUGGCGUGCAGGCACUCUCGCUCGGCGACCACAAGACGGAGAAAGAUCGUCCCCCGGAACUCAAAGAUGUAUCCGGGGGCUCUCAACCAAAAAAGAUGACGUGGGCUUCGAUAGCUAGCCAGCCUGCCAAACCUGCACCUUCCUCGCAGGGCGGUGCGGUUAAGAAGAAGGGGCCGGGCAUGCCGCCCCCACCAAUUGUGCCCGGAAAGCAUAACAUGGACAUUAGCACGUGGGAUGCCGGUAAGAGCGCUCCUGUAGUGACUGCGCCUCCCCCGCCGCCGCUGCAGCCACCUUCGGUUCCCGCGCCGUUGCCAAUGCCUGCGCAACCUCCAACGGUAUCACCAGCGCCCGCUCCAUUGCAGCAGCAGCGUGGGCCCCAACCGCAGCAUCAGCCACCACCUGCUUGGACACAUGCACCACGUGCACCACCUCCGCACCAACCUCACCAGGCACACCAGCCCCCGCAACCACAUCAGCCCCGCCCGCAGCUUGCUGUGCCUCCCGUAGCUGCGGUUCCACUACCACAAGCAAUACCGCACCCUGUCUUAGAUGAAUUACGAGUCAAAAACGAUUACAAUCCGAAAGAGUUCGACUUAAGUGCCCCACUUGCUCGGUUUUUCGUGAUCAAGUCGUACUCUGAAGACGAUAUUCAUCGCAGUAUCAAAUACGAAAUAUGGUGCAGUACGGAGCACGGCAACAAGCGUCUAGAUGCAGCGUUUCGUGAACGUGAGAGAGAGGGUGGUUGCGUUUACCUUUUCUUCUCCGUGAAUGGGAGCGGCCAUUUCUGUGGAAUGGCUCGCAUGACGAGUGCGGUUGAUUAUAAUUCUAACUCGAGCGUGUGGUCUCAAGACAAGUGGAAGGGACAGUUCCGUGUGAGAUGGAUUUAUGUUAAGGACGUUCCAAACGUGCAACUGCGUCAUAUCAAAUUAGAAAAUAACGAGAAUAAGCCGGUGACAAACUCUCGUGACACCCAGGAGGUGCCACAUGCAAAGGGACAGCAAGUCUUACGUAUUAUGCACUGCUAUUGCCAUUCGACGUCUAUUUUCGAUGACUUUAUUCACUACGAGAGGCGUCAGGAAGAGGAGGAUUCUCGCAAGAUUCCUCAUCUUCCAAGUCAAGACAAUAACCGCGAUGAUCAUGACGGUGGUCGUGGGUAUCGUAACUACCGCGAUUACCGUGACAAGCGGGACGGACGUGACGGUCGGGACGGUCGUGACGGUCGAGACGGUCGUGAGGCACGCGAAGGUCGGGACGGGCGCGACAGUCGCGAUCACCGCGAUGGGCGCGACUCCAGGGACCAUCGAGACAAUCGCAACUACCGUGACCCCCGCGAUGCUCUAGAUCUCGACGAGGAUUCGCGUGACUAUAAUGAUCAUAGUGAUCGUAAUGACUCAGGCAUGUAUGCGCGUGACGGUCCGCUGUCAAAUAUGUAUCGUGACCGUGAUUAUAAUAGACCACGAAAGGAUAGAGAUGGAUCGCGCGGUCGCGGACGUCCUCGCAAUUGA